Mesorhabditis spiculigera is the source of this 717-nucleotide messenger RNA. NCBI's taxonomy places the organism in Eukaryota, Metazoa, Nematoda, Chromadorea, Rhabditida, Rhabditidae. The record is from the annotation of a GenBank genome assembly.
AUGAUCGGCAAGUAUCUUCCCGUGCGCUGUGCCGCUCACGGCAAAGUUCAGGAAAUUCGACUGCCGUCGGAGAUGGAGGUGAGGUGCCCGAAUGGUGGUUGUGACAUGCCUUGCCCGAAAGUUUUGUCAUGUGGACACCAAUGUGAUCGAAAGUGCCAUCCGGUUGACGACCACAAAGAGUAUCAGUGCCAGGUGACGGUGGAAAAGGCGUGCCCUCGCAGCAAACAUAUUGCCACGAAGAUUUGCUCUGAGGACUUUGGCCAGUGCGGCCGAAUGCUCCUGCGCAAUAUGCCAUGUGGCCACAUUGCCGACUUUGCCUGCCACCUGGCCGAUGAAAGCCUUCAGUGUCGAGCGCCGUGCGACCGACCUCUGGCCUGUGGCCACUAUGAUUGCAAGAAGCUGUGUCACCAAGCCUGCUCAAUCUGCACUAGGGAGGUGUUCCUGCCGUUCCCGCGUUGUCCAUUUAACCAUCAGGCGACGGUUCAUUGCCGCUUUCGUGCGGAAUUCGAAGAGGAACGCCCAAACUGCCAACAUCCCUGCCCGGAACUUCUGUCGUGCGGCCAUCAUUGUACCGAAGUAUGCGGAGACGCUUGCACGUUUCAGUGUAUCGAGGCCGUCGACCAUCAAUGCCCGGGUUGUGGUCAGCGGAUGGAGAAGCCCUGCUUCGAAGAGCCCGAUGACGUGCGCUGCGACUUGUGCACGUAUAUGACGUCAAGU